Molecule: messenger RNA, 360 nt
Organism: Funneliformis geosporum
Lineage: Eukaryota; Fungi; Glomeromycota; Glomeromycetes; Glomerales; Glomeraceae
Source: the annotation of a GenBank genome assembly
AUGACAGUUGGCAAGGAAAUUGGGCGAGGUUUAGGUUGGGAGGAAUUAAAAAAAAAGCAAUUUUUUCAAAUGCCUAAAAUUAGUCGUGAAGAAGAUAUUAAAGUAUUCAUUUUCACUCCCAAGGUGAACCGGCAGGUUGAUGACUAUCCCUAUGGAGGAGGAGUUGGUAUGGUCUUAAAAAUUGAGCCAUUAGUAGCCGCUUUGGCUCAUAUUCAAGAAAAUUUUCCGAACAGUUAUUUAAUUUUGCUUUCUCCUCAAGGCAAAAAGUUUAUCCAAACCGAUGUGCCAAGGUUGCUUAACCAAGCCCCUAAUUUAGUUUUCAUUUGCGGACAUUACGAAGGAUUUGAUGAACGGAUUUGA